Molecule: messenger RNA, 1376 nt
Organism: Globicephala melas (long-finned pilot whale)
Lineage: Eukaryota; Metazoa; Chordata; Mammalia; Artiodactyla; Delphinidae
Biological process (GO): regulation of synaptic transmission, glutamatergic; G protein-coupled glutamate receptor signaling pathway
Cellular component (GO): plasma membrane
Molecular function (GO): group III metabotropic glutamate receptor activity
Source: RefSeq, a predicted model, not a curated record
GGGAGCCGAACGCGCAUUUAAAGCGAUAGCCAUCCUCGCUCUCUCCCCAGUGCUGGGCUGUUGGAGAGCUCGAGCUGCAAGCCACCGAGCGCGAGCUCGAGCGCGGCGCGCUGGCCGGGGAACCCAAGAGCGCACGGCGCCCCAAGCUGGCAGGCGCCGCGGGACCCCCAGCCCUCGCCGGCUGCCCUUCCCCGGGCGCCCCUACCCUCCUCGCCCGCAGGAGACCCUGGGCUUCCCCGGAGGAGCUCACCCCAAGGGGCCAGGACUCCGGCGAGCCCGCCACCGUCCCCUCGAGUGCCGCCGCCACCACCGCAGCCGCGGGAGCAGUAUGGUCCAGUUGGGGAAGCUGCUCCGCGCCCUGACUUUGAUGAAGUUUCCCUGCUGCGUGCUGGAGGUGCUUCUGUGCGCGCUGGCGGCGGCGGCGCGCGGCCAGGAGAUGUACGCCCCGCACUCCAUUCGGAUCGAGGGGGACGUCACCCUCGGGGGGCUGUUCCCGGUGCACGCGAAGGGUCCCAGCGGAGUGCCCUGCGGCGACAUCAAGAGGGAGAACGGGAUCCACAGGCUGGAAGCGAUGCUCUACGCCCUGGACCAGAUCAACAGCGAUCCCAACCUGCUGCCCAACGUGACGCUGGGAGCGCGGAUCCUGGACACUUGUUCCAGGGACACUUAUGCGCUCGAACAGUCGCUCACUUUCGUCCAGGCGCUCAUCCAGAAGGACACCUCCGAAGUGCGCUGCACCAACGGCGAGCCUCCGGUUUUCGUCAAGCCCGAGAAAGUAGUUGGAGUGAUUGGGGCUUCGGGGAGUUCGGUCUCCAUCAUGGUAGCCAACAUCCUGAGGCUUUUCCAGGUUGAUGGGCGCUACGGGAUAAGGAAAAGGAUGUGACGCUCACUGAAGAGGCUUGGGUUGGGAGUGCUGGAGGAGUGUACAGGUGGGGAAAAUGUACCAGCGUGUAUGCCUACUGGGACCACGUUUUCCAGAACAGUUAAGCCCAGUGUCAACUGUGCUGUCCCACCUUCCUCUCUUAGUGAGAAGAGAGCAGGCUGAAUGGAAGAAAGUCAUUAUGACCACUGGGGCCACUAGGGGGUGUCCAGAGAAGGUAACUACUUUGCCCACGUCCUAAACUGAUUUCUGUGUGUGUGUGUGUCCCCAUGAUGAAGACAUCAUUAAAGUAAAAUAUCAUGAAUAGACUCUUAAGAAGCAGAGUCUACUGAAAGUCCUGGAAAAUAUGAAAGCACUAAUAUUCAUGGACAGCUCUACACUCUGAAAGUUACUCCAAAUGUUGUUGAUCUCUCUUUUGUCUAGGAGUUUUUCAAAUUUUCUACCAUGAUCAUUUGUUAGUUUUAUAAUUACAUAAUAAAGGCAUUACAUCAUACAA